GAACAAGGCGGCCAUUGUUAAAGCAGGAACUGUUAACAAAAUGCUUAAACUGAUCGGGCCUGAUGAUUCCACAAAUCCAUCUAUUUCAGAAGCCAUAGUUGCGAAUUUCCUAGGCUUGAGCGCAUUAGACACCAAUAAACUGGUAAUUGGGUCAUCGGGUGCAAUUCCAUUCCUGGUGAAGAACUUACAUAACUCAGAUCAGAAAAAUAGCUCGCAAGUCAAGCAAGACGCUCUUCGUGCACUUUAUAACCUUUCCAUUUUCCCAUCCAAUGUUCCAUUUAUCUUAGAAACCAAGUUGAUCCCAUUUCUCCUAAAAAUGAUGGCAGACAUGGAAGUAAGCGAAAGAGCCCUCUCUAUUCUGAGCAAUGUGGUAUCGAUCCCUGAAGGUCGAAAGGCCAUCAGCACUUUCCCAGAUUCAUUCCCAAUUCUGAUUGAUGUCUUAAAUUGGGCUGAUUCGCCAGGGUGCCAAGAGAAGGCCUCCUACAUUUUAAUGGUAAUGGCACACAAAUCAUAUAAUGAUAGGCAGGCAAUGAUUGAAGCCGGCGUUAAAUCAGCUUUACUUGAACUGACCCUUCUGGGAAGUACAUUGGCUCAGAAGAGGGCCUCAAGGAUGUUGGAGUGUUUAAGGGUUGAUAGAGGGAAACAGGUUUCGGAUCAUUUCAGUGGGAAUUCAUCUGCUCCGAUUUGUGGCUCUUCAUCUUCUUAUACGAACCCGAUUCUGGGUUCCGCAGAAGGUCAUUUGGAAGGAUUGGAUGAUUUGGUUAGCGAAGAGAAGAAGGCUGUGAAGCAAUUGGUGCGGCAGAGUCUGCAAAACAACAUGCGGAGAAUUGUGAAGAGAGCGAAUUUGCCUCAAGAUUUUGUGCCUUCUGAUCAUUUCAAGUCGCUCUCAUCAAGUUCCACCUCAAAAAGCUUGCCAUUUUGAGUGCUAAAUACCAGAUUCUGAAAUCUUGCUAUGCCACAAGGUUGGUGUCUGGAGCUGGCCGUGAAAGGAUAAAAAAAUACCUGAGCACUCAUCUCCACUGCACGAGGUAGAUGAAUGCAUUUAUAGCACCAACUUUACUUCUCUGUCAACUGCCAUAUAUUUUGUAAUUUAAUGCCUCUCCCUCUCUUUACUGUGCUGCUUUUAAGGCUUCUUUUGACUGAUUUUCUCUUCAUUUUGUUUUUGGCAUUCAGUAUCUGUAAAUAUCUCCAUCUUUUGCAUAUAUGUGUAUAUAUAUUAUAGCCCAUAUCCUUCGUCAACGUCUUUGUCGUAUUCAAUCUAACCAAUAGGGGCUGGUGAUACAGCGUAGUGUCCUUUAAUUUAUCUGAUUCCCUGUGUAAAUUAUUAACCAUGAACAGAACUCACCUACUCACGUUUAUUAUGUUCUUAUGUGGUCUAGUUUUGUCGAUUUAGGGUUAAAUUAUAAGUUUUAUCUUUUGUGAUUUGGACG
Momordica charantia (bitter melon) is the source of this 1430-nucleotide messenger RNA. The record is from RefSeq and is a predicted model, not a curated record. Lineage: Eukaryota; Viridiplantae; Streptophyta; Magnoliopsida; Cucurbitales; Cucurbitaceae.